CACACGGUGAGGUGGGCUCAACCUAAACCUGCGUAUCGAAACGGAAAGCGCUUGAAACGAAACGAAACACGAACCAAAUAUCUUCUCAGGCCAAAUUUGAGUUAUUUUAAUCAUCGUACACGUGGUCAGAUUUUCUCAAAUAGAGGGAGGUGAUAUGUGACAUGUUUUGGGGAGAGGCCUCUGUGCUGCUGCUGACAAGCCGAGACAACAACACCUCAAUCAGCUGGAGAUGUUGUAAACAGAAGGAGUGGAUCAAGGGAAGGAGCUCACUGCAAUGGAGUGUGUAGCAGAGCUGUGGGUCUGAUGAGGCUGGAGCUGUGGUCACUAUGGCUCACUUUGACACAGAGUACCAGCGCCUGGAGGCGUCCUACAGCGACUCUCCUCCUGGAGAGGAGAACCUGCUCAUGCAUGUGCCCGAAGGGGUCAAGUCUCAAUGGCACCACAUCGAAAACCUGGACCUGUUUUUCCAGAGAGUCUAUAAGCUACAUCAGAAGAAUGGUUUCACUUGCAUGCUGCUGGGGGAGAUCUUUGAGCUGGUUCAGUUGUUCUUUGUGGUCGGCUUCACCGUGUUUCUUGCCAACUGUGUGGACUAUGACAUUCUGUUUGCCAACAAGUUUGUAAAUCACACGGACUCAUCUAAAGUGACGCUGCCUGACGCUUUUAUUCCAGUGGAUGUCUGCACCGCUCGAAUAAGGGACAAUGCUUUUGUAAUAUUUGUUCUCAUAAUCUGUGGAGUGUUUUGGUUGCAUCGCCUGGUGAAGUUUAUCUACAAUGUGUGCUGCUACUGGGAGAUCCGGUCUUUUUAUAGAAACGCCCUUAAAAUGAGCAUGUCGGAACUUCCCUAUGCAACAUGGCAGGAGGUCCAAGCCAGAAUAGUGGAAAUACAAAAGGAACAUCAGAUUUGCAUCCAUAAGAAAGAAUUAUCAGAGCUGGAUGUUUAUCACCGCAUUCUACGAUUUAAAAAUUAUAUGGUUGCCAUGGUGAACAAGUCGCUUCUACCAGUGAAAUUUCAGCUCCCUGUCCUCGGGGAGUAUGUGUUUUACACCAGAGGACUCAAGUAUAACUUUGAGCUCAUCUUCUUUUGGGGGCCAGGUUCUCUAUUUGAAAAUGAGUGGAGCUUGAAGCCUGAGUAUAAGAGAGGAGGAAACAGGCAUGACCUAGCGGAAAAGCUGGCAUCUCGUAUUCUGUGGAUCGGCAUCGCCAAUUUAUUACUCUGCCCUGUCAUCCUGGUUUGGCAGAUUCUUUAUGCCUUCUUUAGCUACACAGAGGUGAUCAAACGAGAGCCGGGGUCUCUGGGGGCCCGCUGCUGGUCUCUGUAUGGGGAAUGUUAUCUGCGACACUUCAAUGAGCUGGACCACGAGCUCAUGUCACGCCUCAGCAAAGGAUACAAGGCUGCUUCCAAGUACAUGAACUGUUUCCUGUCACCAUUACUGACCGUCUUGGCCAAAAAUGUGGCAUUUUUUGCCGGCUCUCUCCUGGCUGUGCUCAUCGCCCUGACUAUCUAUGACGAAGACGUUCUAGCGGUGGAACAUGUCCUCUCCUCCAUCACCCUGCUCGGGGUGUGCAUCACCAUCUGCAGGUCGUUCAUUCCAGAUAAGCACAUGGUGUUUUGUCCGGAGCAGCUGCUAAAGGUGAUACUGGCUCAUAUUCACUACAUGCCCGAUCACUGGCAGGGCAAUGCUCACCGCUCGGAAACCCGGGACCAGUUCUCACAGCUCUUCCAGUACAAAGCAGUCCUGAUCCUCGAGGAGCUGCUGAGCCCUGUGGUGACCCCCAUCAUCCUGAUCUUCUGCCUGAGGAGGAAGUCCCUGGAGAUCAUCGACUUCUUCAGGAACUUCACCGUGGAGGUGGUGGGAGUGGGGGACACCUGCUCGUUCGCUCAGAUGGACAUCAGACAGCAUGGACACCCAGCAUGGAUGUCUGAGGGGAAAACUGAAGCCUCCAUCUACCAGCAGGCGGAGGAUGGGAAGACGGAGCUCUCUCUCAUGCACUUUGCCAUCACCAAUCCUCAGUGGCAACCUCCACAGGAAACCACUCACUUCCUCAGCCAGCUCAAAGAACGUGUGCACCGAGAAGUGACGGGACACGCCGGGGACACACACCAGUACUCACUGUCCGAGUCUGAGCCGAGGAGCCUGAUUGCUAACCUGCUGACCGGACCGUCCACUCUGGGCUCGGUUCACUUUGCCCGGGAUGCCUCUUUAGCCAACCACGCUGCAGCCGCCAUCAACGACUCUGCCUCGGCCCUGCGGUCCCUCUCCCCUGUCAGCGGCAGUCUGAGCGCAGUCCAGAGAGGCCACGCUUCCACCGUCAGCAAGGCAAUGGCUGGCUCUGGAACCGAUGCCCGCACUGUGAGCUCAGGCAGCAGUGCAUGGGAGGGGCAGCUCACCAGUUUGGUCUUAUCAGAGUACGCCUCGACAGAGAUGAGCCUCCAUGCCCUUUACAUGCAUGAGUUCCACAAGCAGCAGUCGCGUGGAGAACUGCCGCGUCACACUUGGCACAGACAGGACAGUGACGAGAGCAGCGACAGCAUCCCAGACGAGGUGAGGAGCGAGCCCCCGCGUCGCUCCAGGAACCUGCCCCGCUCGCACACCUUCCCCGCCGCAGCCCCCAGCCCCAGCGAAAUCCCCAAGUCUGCCUCCGAUACCAGCACUAACACCAGAGGCCAGGAGGGGGCGCCGCCUUCUGCUGACAGACAACCAGAUUCUUUAGGUGCUGGGACAAAGUUUGUGAGGACUGCUCGUGUGCCCAUGGGAGGAUGGGCAGACGACAAUCAGGCUUCGCCCAGAUUCCCUGAGCCCCUUCCAGAGGAGAGCUCCGACGAUGACAUGCCCCCUCACAUACACAAGGUGACGUAACCACGGUUCUUGGCAUCAGUGCUGACUGUUUACACUUUAAAUCUGUCUUCAGCUUCCAUCUGCCGCUUCAGAUGAGCAAGAUGAAUUCUUUUGAACUCACAAAUGUAUAGUUAUGUAAAUCUAGACUUUACUGUAUCACAUAUUGUUUAUUGGUAUCAACCACUGUAGAUUACAUCUUCUUACUGAUCCUCAUCGCAGUCAUUUCUCUUGCCUGAUCCAAUUUAACGUGGACUAUUAAUUAAUGAGAUAAUAAUCAUAUUUGUAUUCUAUGAAAAUUAUAAUGCCUUUUAUGGUAAAUGUUUUUUUGGUUUUUUUUUUGUUUUCUGUCACUGUCAUAUUUUAACAAUUCCUGGUUAGAUUAUAAAGCUCUUGAGCAUUAAUUAAUUGCCAAACAGAAGCCCAAAGCACAAUAGCAUGUUUUCCUUUAUGCAUAAUGAGACAGAAGAACUAUUAACUUAAGCAUAGCAUUGUUUUUUCUGGGUUGAAUAUUUUUCAUACGCACAUAUUUUUGCACUUUACAGAUGGUGUCAUACGGUUAGUGUAUUUGUUUGUACUUUUAUGUUUUAUUUAUCAAAACAGGGAAGUGCCAUGGAAAAAAUAAAGAUUGAUGUACGAUGUUUUAUUUUGUUCAUUUUAAUUGUUACUAAUAAUUAAAUUAAUUAAUAGUUUAA
This is a messenger RNA of Boleophthalmus pectinirostris (great blue-spotted mudskipper), 3529 nucleotides long. RefSeq names its product ATG9 autophagy related 9 homolog A (S. cerevisiae) (gene atg9a). Gene Ontology annotation, cellular component: autophagosome; phagophore assembly site. Bases 327 to 2858 code for a protein of 843 amino acids. NCBI's taxonomy places the organism in Eukaryota, Metazoa, Chordata, Actinopteri, Gobiiformes, Gobiidae. The transcript has 20 exons. Gene Ontology annotation, biological process: autophagy of mitochondrion; protein localization to phagophore assembly site. The record is from RefSeq and is a predicted model, not a curated record.